Messenger RNA from Myxocyprinus asiaticus (Chinese sucker), 5876 nucleotides. Its product is annotated as INO80 complex subunit D-B-like. The record is from RefSeq and is a predicted model, not a curated record. The coding region runs from base 1912 to 4542 and encodes 876 amino acids. The transcript has 10 exons. NCBI's taxonomy places the organism in Eukaryota, Metazoa, Chordata, Actinopteri, Cypriniformes, Catostomidae. Gene Ontology annotation, cellular component: nucleus.
UAUCCUUUUCAUUUAUAAUGCUGGAUUGAUUACAACAUAAAACCUGUUUUAACUUGCUCUAAAAUGAUGGUAUAAAAUUAUUAAAAUGCUAAAGGUAUCUUCACUAAACUGUGUCAGUUGUUGGGGAAAAGAGGCUGGCAUUUUAUUUACUGUGUAUACAUCUUAAAUGGCUAACUAAUGGUAUUAUAAUUAGAUUUACUACUACUAGAUUUUCUUGAUCAAAUCGUUUCGCUGCCUUAGAGUCUGUAUCGCCUUUGCAUAGAUGUUUUACAGCUAUGUCAUAUUGAGGACCAUUCUGACAUCACUGAAGGGGGUUGAUGGGGGCGAACUCAUUCAUACCUUUGAAAUGGCUUUACACCCACUAACACCUGCUUCCCAGCAAGCUUUCGAGUGUAUAUCACAAGCUUUGUCGCCUUGAUAACAUUUACCAUUAGAAGUCAUGGGAAAAUAUGACAGGAAAAAAUCUUCGCAUGUAUGAUUUUAACUUGAUGUCAUUCCAUAUGGAGUUAUAUAUGUGCCACAAUUCUGCAAGAUGAGAUUGAGCGCACAAAAAUUGAUAUUUAUUUUGAACACGCAAGAUGAUAUUUUGAGUGCAAACAAAUUUUUCUGCAUGCGCAAGAUGAUAUUUUGAGCGUACAACAAAAUGUUCUGCAUGUGCAAGAUGAUAUUUUGAGCGCACAAAAAGUUUAGCAUGCGCAAGAUAUUUUGAGCGUACAACAAAAUGUUCUGCACUUGCAAGAUGAUAUUUUGAGCGCACAAAAAGUUAUUUUGAAUGCGCAAGAUAUUGAGCAUACAACAAAAUGUUCUGCAUGCGCAAGAUGAUAUUUUGAGCGCACAAAAAGUUAUUUUGAAUGCGCAAGAUUUGAGUACAAAAAAAAGGUUCUGCAUGCGCAAGAUGAAAUUAAGCCCACAAAAAGUUUAGUACGUGCAAGAUGAUAUUUUAAGUGCACAACAAAAUGUUAUUUUGCACGUGCUUGAACUCAGUUUUGUAGAGCAACAUAUCUUCUUUCAAAGAUAAAUUCAUUUUGAGCAAAUGAAAAUCAGUUUUGCGCUUGAAUAAAGUUUGCUUGAAUGUGAAUUUCAUCAGAAUUCUUACAUUUUGCCUUCUCCUCCUACCCACUUUGCGUGCAAAAUACCUUUUUGCAUGCUCAAAAUAUCAUCUUGCGCACGCAGAAAAUUUUUAGGCGGUCAAAAUAUAAUUGUGCGCGCGCAGAAUUGUGGCACUAAUAUAACUCCACAUUUCCAGGCAUGGAUGAAACGCGUGAGAGGAGGCUGUUGAGAAAAAAAGACUGUGGGAGAUCUCCUUCAACUUCAAAUGAAUGGCAGCGGUUUAAAUUAAACUUCACGCUGCUCUGAACACUUAUGACAGCCGGACACUCAAAUGGUCCCUCUACAUUCUGUCUGCACCCCCUGUCACCUUUCUAAAAGCCGACAAUGAACACACAAAGUUGAAUUCCAAAAUGGUUGCAGAGGUUGUUGUUGCACUGUUAACUGUUGUCAUGUCCCCCCAGUGCCUGUAGUUGUGCUGUAAGAAGCCUCGCAUCCGAUGACAAAACCAACACCCCCUUCUCCUUGUGUACGGCUAGUUUUAUUUCAAUAACCGUCAAAGAUGUGUCAGUAGGUUUCGUAUAUAAUUAAUCGCACGCGUGAAAACACAACAUCUGCUAGCGUAAAGUGGAAACGUGCAGGCGGAAUAUCUCCGUUGAGAGUAAUAGCCGUCGACCGUAUGAGAGGAUCAGCGUAGCUUGUCUAGCGAUCGGGGCAUGUGCGGCUGACGGGAAGCACCGGACUCAAGUAAAAGCGCAAGCCGCUUAUCACGCACGGCAAGGCGGGUGUAUCGUUACCCGACUUGCGGGGAUUCAGGAGGUUUCACAGGCCAACGCUGAUGUUUCUGAGAGUUCCAGCCCUGGGAUGUAUGAAGGCAAACACAUCCACUACUCGGAGGUGGACCACAAGCCUCUGUGUUCAUACAGUCCAAAGCUUUGCAAGCAACGCAGACUCAAUGGUUACGCUUUCUGUAUCCGCCAUGUACUUGAGGACCAAAGUGCCCCUUUUCGGCAGUGUGAAUAUGUAGCCAAGUACAAUAGCCAGCGCUGCACCAACCCAAUACCCAAGGCUCACGACCGCAAGUAUUGUAACAGUCACCUUCAGGUAAUGGGUGUCCUUCCCAAGAAGGAGCGAAAGAAAAAACAAGAUACCAUAGAGUCUUUGGCCCUCAAGAUUACAGUUCCAUCCCUGGCUCUGAAGACCCACAAUGGGCUUGACCAUUUAUCCCCAUUCCCACCACCCUCCCUGGCUUGUCUACUCCCCUCAGAUCCCUUUGCCUUUUGCAGGGAAGAAAAAAUGUUAAAAGCAAGUGACACAUUCCUGAAGAAACCCCAAGAAAACCAAACUCUGAAUCAUAAGCAGAAACAGCAAGAUCACAGUGUGGACCCGGCCUCUCUUUCUUCAACCCCUAUACAUUCUUGUCUCCCCCCUCCACAGACUAGAAGAACCACACAAACGCCUUUAGGUCCCUCCUCCUCUUGCACACCAAUCCUACAAACCUCCAAACUGCAGUCAGGUUCAUUAUUCAAAACCUCAUCACCUCUUCAGGCCAGCCAUCAGGGCUCGGCAGAACCAACUCCAACUGACCACAAAAUGAAUCUAAACCUUAAUCAUGCCUUUGACAAAACGGUUGUCCCUGCUGCUUCAGGGAUGCCAAGUAGCUGUGAAGACAUGCAUAGAAAUGUAAUAAAAAUGCAUUCAGUUGCCAUGCAAAAACAAGCUCCAUGUUUGAGGCAGUUCUAUAGAUUGAUGGACCAGCACAAGAGGAGAUACCAAGACCUGAACCCACAUUUAGGGCUUGACUGGUCAGAAGACAGUGAAGAGGAGGAUGGAGACUUGGGGAAACUAGUGUCAUAUCAAUGCCAGAGACUACAAGAGAACCACUUUGACGAGAGUGCCAGCAGUUCCCGUUCUGAGCGUUUGGCCGGCUUCUGCUCUUACCUGAGACAGAAACACUGGCACCUUUGCAGAGAGCAAAGGAGUUACAGGAGAGAGAGGAGAUCCCAGCAUGCCCUUCGUAAAUCCCUGUUGCGGGCUGCAAAAGAGGAACCUCACCACACUGCACAGCUUAUUCAGGAACAACAUAAAGAGACCUCCACACCUUCCAGCACUGCAGAACCAUUGGCUGGAGUUGCAGACUCAGGGGUGUGUUUGGCUGUCGUGAAAGGUGGAGAGUGCCGAAAUUCAGCCUUACCUUUCACCAGGCACUGCUUUCAGCAUAUCCUUCAGAACCGUUCUCAGCAGCUGUUUUCAAGCUGUACCGCUCGUUUCGCAGAUGGAGCUCAGUGUUCCGUUCCCGUCUUUGACAUCACACAUCAGACGCCUCUUUGUGAUGAGCACGCCAAGAAAAUGGACAAUUUCCUCCGAGGCGAUAUUAGCCGUAGAACAUACCACCACCACCAGCAGAUUCAGCGACAUAGGCCGCUGAAGAAAGCCAAGCCUCCAGCCCUCAGUAAAAAGCAUAAGAAGAAAGGCAAGAGGGGAACAUCACGGCGCCCUCAGAAACCCAUUCCCCCCGCACUGCCCCAGGGCAACCUGGGCAUGCCUUCCAUCUUGUGCCUGCCCACACAGCCCUCUGGCAUAAGGAGCCCUUUAACUCCUGAUUUAAGUGCAGAUGAAUUUCCCGAUGACAUCAGUGACAUUCCACAUGACCUGGAAUUGAAUCAGGAGGAUUUCUCAGAUGUUCUCCCUCGACUCCCGGAUGACCUGCAGGACUUUGAUCUUUUUGAAGGUAAGAAUAGUGAGCUGUUGCCAACGUCUGAGGAAGCCGAGGAGCUGGUUCGCGUUCUGCAGGCCAUGAGCUCAUACCCCGAAUCCCUUGCAUGUCUUAGUGGAAUGGCUGAGCUUGGUCCUGUGGAAGGAGUAGAUUGUCGUAGCAUGCCAGGGGGAGUUGUGGAUCUACUCAGUGCCCGGCUAUCUGCUGAGACUCUUUCCAGCCUGGAGCUGGACCCCAGUCUGCUCCCCACCUCUGAAGAUGCUUUUCCCCCAUCACCUCCAUCACCACAGCCCCCUCUCACUCCCCCGUCCUCUGUAGGCCAUCUCACAGACAGCACAUACCCAAAGAGGCAACCUCAUCUCCUAGUUAAGAUGGAUAACGCCACAGCAGAUCUUAGUGAUCUGCCCCUUGACAAAGAUGAGGACAUCUCUCAUGGCUCCUGGGGCGUUCUCACCCUUCCCCUUAGCGACUCCUCCCAAUUUCACAGCCUUUUUGCCUCGGACAGCCUGCUGAUGUCCACAACCCUUUCAACACCUCUGACUCCCAUGCCCUCAGCCCCCUGUCAACCCAAUCUGGCCCUCUCUGCUUUGCCUCAGAGCAGCCAGACUGUCGUGGUUACUCGCUCAACACCUGCAUCCUCCCCCUCGUCACCAGCGUCGGAGCUCCUCUCCCCCACCCGAAGCAAGCACCUUCUCCCCCCACUUUUCAACCACUGUGGGAUCCCAGCAGACUUACAGCCGCACCACAGUACACCUGCACCCCCUAUGGACCAGGCCUAAAUUGCAGGCUGAACCAAUUUUCCAAUUAUUUGCUACAGUUACAGUAUUCAGGGAACGUGUUGCUGGUGAAUUUUUUUUUUCUUUCCAAAUGUCAGGGUCAUUUUGUCUGUCUUCUCAGUCCACCAACCUACAUACAUCGAGAACAUCAAGCAAUAAAUUUCCCCGUCUGCUUAAAAUAGUUGCUUUUUCUACAGCAAACAGAUAACUAGAUGGAUUUUAGCCAUUAAUAUCACUUGUAUCCUUAAAUGCAUAUUUAAUAUAUUUAUAGAGUAGCAGUCUGCACAACUAGUUUUAUCGAUGAGUGAAAAUGUGUGGUAACUGGUGAAAAUGUGGUUAUUGUUUAGAGAUAACUGGGUUUGUUAGUGGCAAAGGGGACAGGUGUCAUGGUUGUAUCGCUAUUUUGUCCCGUGUUCACUGUUUUGGCAGAUGGUGUUUGUGCUUUUAGUAGCCAUUAAAAAUGGGGUCUUGCUCUAAGUGUAAGUGCCUGCCAUAAAAGCAAUGUAACACCUAAUCAGUGUAUUGCAAAUCAACAAAACAUGACUCAUUGCAUUGUCACUUACUAAAAACCUGUAAAUGCACAAAAUCACACUCCUGAACUCAUGAAAAGUGGCAUUUACAUCAAGAGUCCCCAUUUUUGACUUCAUGUAGGUAAUAGACGUUACCGUAAAGUUACUUGAGGGUGUUAAACUUCUGAGUGUUUGAUGUGCUCCUGAGUAAGGCCUUUAGCUGCAGUGAUAGCAGUUGUGGGAAAUAAUUGGUGUGAAGCUAUAGUCAGUUACUCUUGUCUUGGCUUUUAAAGAGAGUAGUUUUGACGCCUUUACCCUCGUGUCAUGCCAAGUCUACAUUUGCAUUUUCACCUUGUUCUUUGCAGAUGCUUUCUUACCAAAGCCUCUUUUUAGUCCACAUCAGAAAAAUAUGUAUUAUCUAACUGAAUCAUUAUACUGUUAUUAUGUUUGGGCAAUUUAGCUUUUAAAGGGAACAGUGAACGUUUAAUAAUGAUAGAGAAUUAAGGUUUGGGUAGACUUGGUGUUGUACCAGAUAAUGCUGCUUUUACCAACAGGCAUACUUACAGAUGAUUUCCUUGCACACCGAGGGUCGUCUCAUAUACUUUUCAUACAUGUAUUCACUGAAUGUAUCAAGUCAACAAAAAAAAAAGUUUAUUAUAAUCAAUUAAAAUGUUAUGGUCCUCUUCUUUGUUCAAGGUAUUUUUAUGUAUUGACAUGUUUACUUUUGUUACUUAAGUGCUUGGAUGUGGGUGUGCGUGUGUAGAAAAAGUGUAAGAGAUUCUAUUUGUUUUAUUUGAAAUGUGUGAAAUAAAACUGCUAUGACCAUGA